Sinocyclocheilus anshuiensis is the source of this 2064-nucleotide messenger RNA. Its product is annotated as abl interactor 1-like. The record is from RefSeq and is a predicted model, not a curated record. Gene Ontology annotation, molecular function: SH3 domain binding; signaling adaptor activity. Bases 79 to 1524 code for a protein of 481 amino acids. Gene Ontology annotation, biological process: neuron migration. Lineage: Eukaryota; Metazoa; Chordata; Actinopteri; Cypriniformes; Cyprinidae. Gene Ontology annotation, cellular component: SCAR complex; actin-based cell projection; lamellipodium. The transcript has 10 exons.
UCCGACAUCACUGGGGCUGAGUUUGAGCUCUCAAUCAAAUCCCAGAGACGAGUAGGAAGCUCUGUGGAGACAUGUAAGAUGGCAGAGCUGCAGAUGUUACUAGAGGAAGAAAUUCCAGCCGGUAAACGAGCUCUCGUGGAGAGUUAUCAGAACCUUACGAGGGUCGCGGACUACUGUGAGAAUAAUUAUGUUCAGGCACAGGAUAAGAGGAAAGCCUUGGAAGAGACCAAAGCCUACACCACCCAGUCUCUGGCAAGCGUGGCCUACCAGAUCAAUGCCUUAGCCAACAAUGUCCUGCAGUUGUUGGAUAUCCAGGCCUCGCAGCUGCGCAGGAUGGAGUCCUCCAUCAACCACAUCUCUCAGACGGUGGACAUUCAUAAAGAGAAGGUCGCCCGACGAGAGAUCGGCAUCGUGACAACGAAUAAAAACACAUCAAGGACUCAUAAGAUCAUCGCUCCGACCAACAUUGAGCGGCCGGUGAGGUACAUCAGGAAGCCAAUCGACUACACCGUUCUGGAUGAUGUGGGCCAUGGAGUAAAGCAACACGGCAACAAUCAGUCCAUCAGAGGAGGAACUCUCUCCAGGACCAAUCCCCCAACACAGAAACCUCCCAGCCCACCCUUGGCAGGACGAGGCACUCUUGGGCGUAACACUCCUUAUAAAACACUUGAGCCGGUGAAACCUCCAACAGUGCCCAACGAUUACAUGACGAGUCCAGCUCACUUGGGCAGCCAAUACAGUCCAGGACGCACUGCGUCUCUCAACCAGAGACAGAGAACCCACAGUGGCAGCAGCGGGGGCAGCGGCAGUCGAGAGAACAGUGGCGGCAGCAGCAUCGGCAUUCCCAUCGCCAUACCGACUCCCUCCAUUCCCAACUCCGUCCCAGCUGUGGCUGCUGGGCCAGGUCUCGGGCCCAUCCCAAUGUCUCAGUUCGGCACGAUAUCUCGGCAGAUCUCCCGACACAGCUCCACCACCUCCUCCGUCUCCAUGGUUUCUGCCACAGGCACAUACCGCCGAGCGCCGGCCGUCUCUUCCCAGUUCUCCCUGCAGCAGCCGCACGUUAACGGGGGCACAAAUGCAAUGUCUAUGGCCCCCCCUCCUCCACCCAUGCCUCAGCUCACCCCACAGAUCCCGCUCACAGGUUUUGUGGCCAGAGUUCAGGAAAACAUUGCAGAUACCCCGACUCUUCCCCCUCCCCCUGAUGACAUGCCCAUGUUUGACGAGGCUCCGCCUCCACCUCCGCCUCCACCAGUCGACUUUGAAGAUGAAGAGGCAGCUGUAGUGCAGUAUAGUGACCCCUAUGCAGAUGGAGACCCUCACUGGGCCCCCAAGUCCUACAUUGAGAAAGUGGUUGCCAUCUACGACUACACCAAGGAUAAGGGUGAUGAACUGAGCUUCAUGGAAGGAGCCAUCAUCUACAUCAUCAAGAAGAAUGACGACGGCUGGUUCGAGGGCGUUUGCAACGGCGUCACUGGUCUGUUUCCCGGAAACUACGUGGAGUCCAUCAUGCACUACACCGACUGAAGAGAGCGGACUUCAAUCAGAUCUGACCACAGUAUAGACCGCUGUUCCUCACAAAUGAACUUUCCUCCGUGGUGAUGGGUGGAUGUGGGCAAACGGGAUGAGCAGCUAUUCGGAGGAAGUCAGUGUGCAUAAAAGGAAAGUUAGCCUGUGGGUGUCUGUAGUGAAUGUCAAUCACAGUCAAUACAACAUGUGAACAUGCUUUUAUGACAUUUCCAACAAAGUCGACCAUUUACUUGAUUUCCUUGAUCUCUUCUCUCCAUUCACAUUUGUUUGGACAUUUUGGAUGAGAAAAUCACUCAUCUUAUGAACUAAUUAAUUUGAGUGUUUUAUCUUAAAGCACCACGUCAUUGCCCCAAAGUGUAAAAAAUCUUAACGUAAAGCAUGCAUACAAAAUUGAAAUAUGUAUUGUAACCUAAACGUUCAAUUCCAUUCAUCUUUGUAUUCUUUACAGUACACAUUUUUUAAUAUAGGCAUUUGUAGACUACUUAUUUCUUAUGCUCUAAUUGUUAGUUUAAUAUUGAUAUUUUGGGGGGGGGGGGA